UUGGAUGAUUUCUCUCUCUCUCUCCUGUUUCACCAGGCUUGCUGGUGUUUCAGCAGGCAGAGAUAAGUGUCAGAUGUACGGUAAGGAGAAAAAACUAGCAUCCAUAGUCAGCUGAUAAAUCUAUGUGCCGAUACGAUUCGCUUGACCUUUUAUCGGGACACAGAAACUCGAUCAACUGAUGACUCCUUUUGGCCAGCUAGCUGCCAUUUUCAGGUCAAUCGAGGUAUCUUUCAAACUUGUCGAGCGCAUAAACUGGCUAACCUAAAUAAUUGAGCUUACUGUGUCGACGACACGCUAGGACACCAGAAAUGGAGAGGAAAUCGGUCCGUUCUCUACUCGGCUGUCGGGAAAUUUGAGCAGUUAUGGCCGAUAGUAAUACAAGGGGGAUGGAAAGAGGUAGAGGGAGGAUUACAUCAGAUUCCUCUCCAAGAGGCGCAUAUCCACAGCAGUAUGUUCUCUCUGGUACUCAGGGCACAGAUAUUCAAGAGCUCGCCUCAAAGCGCGUCGACAUCCAGAAGAAGCGCUUCUACUUAGACGUGAAGCAGAGUACGAGGGGACGAUUCCUAAAAAUCGCUGAGGUGUGGAUUGGAAGAGGAAGGCACGAUAACAUCAGGAAGAGCAAACUCACGCUGUCCAUGUCAAUGGCCCCCGACCUAAGGUACUGUUUGGGAGACUUUAUUGAUUAUUACGCACACAUUGGCCUCCGAGGCUGUCAGGUGCCACGACCAGAGGAGCAGAGCAACGGACAAGGCCGUGCGCUCGACACCCGCAGGAGGCUGCAAGAUCCUCAAGCACCUCCGGUGUCUCCCACCGGUUCUGCAACAUCGGAAGAGCAAGCGCACCGAGUUCUGAAAAGUGAAUUAAUUGAACGAGACAACCGAAAAUAUUACUUGGAUUUGAAAGAAAACCAACGAGGCAGGUUUUUGCGCAUAAGGCAGACUGUCAGCCGAGGGCAGGGGACUAUGGGCUAUUAUGGUCAGGGUAUCGAGCAAACCAUAGUAUUACCGGCUCAAGGGCUCAUCGAGUUCAGAGAUGCUCUGUCUCAGCUGAUAGAUGACUACGGCGAGGACGGGACCGACGAGCGAAGCCGAGGCGCUCGGAACCAUGACCAGUCGCCCGAGCUUCCCGAGGCUGCGUCGUUCCGCGUUGAUAAUAAGCGGUUCUAUUUCGACGUGGGUUCUAACAGGUAUGGCGUGUUUCUAAAAAUUAGCGAGGUACGGCAGCCUUACAGAAACACCAUCACUGUCCCCCUCAAAGCCUGGGCCAGAUUUGGGGAAAACUUCAUUAGAUAUGAGGAAGAAAUGCGGCGUAUUUUCACCUGUCACAAAGAGAAGAGGACAGAGACGCAAGCAGACAGUGAAGAGCAAGAGGAUUGACACCGGCUUGCCGUGGUGUAUGAGAUGGUUUACGCUUAGCAGAAGUGAGCGAAAAUGUUGCAGUAUUCUAGUUUAUAAGAUAUCCUGUUUUCGAACAAUGUACCUCUAUAGCCUGUUACUGUACUGUACGACUCUGGUCAACUACAAUAGCACUUUUACAUUUAGCAACACCGUUUUUUAAUUAAUUAAUUUUUAUUUUUAUUCAUCGGCACAUCUUUUGAAAUCGUGUUUGACAGGAUAUAAACAACCUAUACUUAGGUCAAGAGUUUAGAGAAUCAGAAAGAAUUCAGCAUUUUCAGUCAUGCUGAAACGUGUGUGUGUGUGUGUGUGUGUGUGUGUGUGUGUGUGUGUGUGUCUGUGCGUGCGCGCGUGCGCGCGCCCCUAAGCGAUUGUCCUUGUGUCAUUAGUUGUAUUAAGCAGAAAUUUUAAAUGCUUGUUAUACAUACGGAAUUAACCGUAUCAUGUGGGUUUCUGUUGCCAGACCAUAUACUUUCAAAUUGGCUAUGGCAUUUGGUUAUGAUUGACCUAUAUAAAAUAAAAUUAUGUAUAUGCUUCUUCCAUGAUGAAUGUCAGAUUAAAUUAGCAGAAAUUAGGUAUACUAAGUAAGAGGUAUACAUGUCAGAGACAUAGUACUGCAUAUUACAAAUUGCAAAAUUACAAACAUUGCAUCUUGUCAGCAAUAUUUAUAUAGGUUUAGCAAGUAUUUAAAUUGUAACUAAUGAAGAUGAUAUUGUGCUAAAAUGUAUAGGGGAAGGAAAAUGUAAAUGCUGAAGAAAUGACAUAAUCAAGAGGAAAUUGUCAGUCAGUGAAUGAUCAUAUAAUGUUUCCAAAUUACCUUAGUAGACUUAAUAUGUUUUGGACAUUCAAACCCCCGUACAUUAAUAAUAAUAGGUAUGGAAUGUUGCAUUUUUAUUAACAUUAUUGAAGACACAUCUAAAUGCAAUGGCCUGUACUUGAUAGAGGAUUCAUGUAAUUGUGACAGU
Molecule: messenger RNA, 2359 nt
Organism: Electrophorus electricus (electric eel)
Lineage: Eukaryota; Metazoa; Chordata; Actinopteri; Gymnotiformes; Gymnotidae
Gene: purg
Product: purine-rich element binding protein G
Biological process (GO): regulation of transcription by RNA polymerase II
Cellular component (GO): nucleus
Molecular function (GO): RNA polymerase II transcription regulatory region sequence-specific DNA binding; purine-rich negative regulatory element binding; DNA-binding transcription factor activity, RNA polymerase II-specific
Source: RefSeq, a predicted model, not a curated record